UACUGUGUGCGUGUCGUCUCCCUGAUGCUCCGCUACCCACGCAAGACUACAACAACUGGCGACGAAGACAUUCGGAUUCAAUUACCUCCAGGUAGGCGAGCACCGCACAUCCAUUGCUCAAUUCAGGCAGUUAAAAGCAAGUAAAUAGCAGCGGAGAAAGAUGUCGGCCAGGGUAGGAAGAUUGCUCGAGUUUGACCAGUCUCACGACAACUUUAACUCCUACAUGGAACGAUUUGAGCAUUAUGUGACAGCAAAUGAUAUUUCAGAAGACAAAAAGAAAGCAACGUUCCUCACAGUGAUAGGUGCAAAGACAUAUGAAGUCCUAAAGAACUUAGUCGUUCCGGACGUGCCAGGGAAUAAAUCCUACCGGGAGCUAAAAGGCCUCUUGGAAGAGCACUAUAGUCCAAAACCGUCUAUAAUUGCAGAACGCUGCAAGUUUAAUCGACGUUGCCAGGAAGCGCAUGAGAGCGUUGAAGACUUCACAUUAGCCCUAAAAGAACUCGCCAGAAAGUGUGAGUUCGAUUCGUUUCUGAACGACGCAUUGCGUGAUAGACUAGUUGCCGGCUUGAAGUGCGAAGAAACGCAAAGAGCACUUUUUGCCAUGGACGACUUAACGUUUGAAAAGGCUUGUAAGACGGCACGAGAUAAGGAACAGGCCGCAAAACAGACCAGCCAAAUGCACCAGCGGUUCCCGCCAGACGUGAACAUGGUUAGAUUAGAUAGCACGAAGACAGCGAACGCACAGCGCCAGAGAAAAACUGGUAAAGCACAAAAGUGUUAUCGAUGCGGUAAAUUCCACGACCCAAAUCAGUGUUGGUACAAGGAAUAUCGCUGUUCAUGCUCAAAAGUUGGACACUUGAAGAAAAUGUGUCGGUGCAGCAACAAUCGGCGGAGAAAUGUGAAAAAGGUCGAUUGUGUAGAAGAAAGCGUUGAAACCGAGUCAAGUGAUGACGCCUUCAUGGUAUAUUCUGUGACCGCUAAAGCUAAGGGAUAUAGUGUCACCGUCUCAAUCGAGGGACAGCCUGUUUCCAUGAUAGUAGAUACAGGAGCAUCUGUAUCGAAUAUGCCAAAGCAACUCUACGAAGAGAGAUUCAAAAAGCUGCCGUGCCAGCAAACUGAAGUAGUACUGCGAACCUACGCAGGGGGCAAACUGACAGUCGUCGGAAAGCUUCACGUCAACGUGCAGUACGAAGGACAGAGCAAAAUACUCCCUGUCGUUGACGACUGCGGCGAAGACCUCCCAUUGCUUCUUGGAAGGGAUUGGCUGCAAACACUAAAACUCAACUGGAAUGGGUUUCUUCACUACGCAACAAAAAAACCCUGCAGUCAUCGAGUUGCAAACACUUAAAGACAAAU
Molecule: messenger RNA, 1356 nt
Organism: Ornithodoros turicata
Lineage: Eukaryota; Metazoa; Arthropoda; Arachnida; Ixodida; Argasidae
Exons: 1
Coding region: 161-1348 (395 amino acids)
Biological process (GO): proteolysis
Molecular function (GO): aspartic-type endopeptidase activity
Source: RefSeq, a predicted model, not a curated record